AUGGCUGAUUACAACUACUUUAAUUAUAUCGAAACAAAAUUUGGACAAAGAAACAAACUUAUUCUGAAAAAUAUUUGUAACGUCCUGAGGAAACAUUCGAAUGCUCUCACGUCCAAAGAAUUCCUAAUAGCGUGUAGGAAGAAUGUUGUGUUACCAAGCCACAUUCGCAAUAACCUUGAGAAAUUUUCAUCAAAAAUUGCUACUUAUGGUCCCUUCUCACAAAAAUGGGCACGCAAAAUAGAAAAGUUUGGAAGAGAGAUUCUGAAUCUCGAAAUCGAGGAAAGCUUUCAUCGCAUAAGAACAUACAACGAGGAGUUAUCCAAAUCAUAUGAAAUGAUUUAUUCGAGUUUCCCAAGUGAAGUGUUUGUAGAAUUCCUUAACACACAAAUAGAACACAAAACAAAAUCGAUGGAGAAACUUCGAAAUAAACAUUUGAAAAAACUUGAAAAUCUCAUUAUUAGAUGCAGUUCAAGAACCUCUGAGAACCAUGAUUGGGUCUGCAAUCUCACAAACGUUGACAUUCCAAAUAAAGUGAAAACAUUUAUGAGUUAUGGUCCUAAAUUUGCCAUCCCACCUGAGAAGUCUGACAUCCAUUGGCCGAAGAUAAUCAGUGAAGUAGAGUCUAUUACUAACGCAAUAGAAGAAGAUGACAUCAGAGAUGAAUUAAGAAUGGACGCUGUUAACAUUCUUAAAAACUACAAAACAGCACCAAACAGUAAAGAUGAUUACCUCGUCACACAUUUGAAACAAACAUUCAAAGAGACACGAUAUUUCAUGAAGGACAAUAAGGAUGACAUAAUGUUGAUGAACGCAGACAAGGGAGGGAAAACAGUGGUGGUGUCAAAAGAAGAAUACUUGACGCAAAUGAAUAAACUCCUAGAAGACAAAUCCACGUACAAAAAAGUGAAUUACGACCCCACAAAAAGAGUACAAAGAAAGAGCAACAGUUUACUCAAAGGUCUCCGCACUGAUGGCUGCAUCGAUAAAAGAGAAAGAAGAAAUUUAUCUCGAUACAACUCAGUGGCACCCAAGCUCUAUGGUCUUCCAAAGAUUCACAAGUUAUCAACGACCGACAACAGCAAUAGAGAGCUUGUAAAAUUUCGACCUAUUGUGUCCUCAAUGAAGAUUCUCAAGGCGAAUAACUACCCAUCAGGCGUACGCAACAAAUUAUUCGCACAGCAGCAGCAGUUGGUACAAAACACUCAAAUUAAUGUCCAACCAAAACCAACUCACAUUUACAGAUCAUUCACAAACAUUCCAGUAGUGACAGCAAAAUUACAGAAGAUAAUUCGAACCAAAUUUCCAUCGCUCAACAUAAAAAUUGUUCCUAGAAACAUCAAAACUUCAAAAACAUUCUUCACAAAUCCGAAAGAUAAAAUUUGUCCUGAACAAGAGUCGCACAUCAUUUAUGCAAUAAACUGUUCGUGUGAAAAACUCUACAUUGGCCUCACAACACAAUACAAACACACGAGGAAAGCANGGCAUAGAAACAAAGUUUUUACAUCGUAUAACUUCGUAUAA
Molecule: messenger RNA, 1521 nt
Organism: Clunio marinus
Lineage: Eukaryota; Metazoa; Arthropoda; Insecta; Diptera; Chironomidae
Source: the annotation of a GenBank genome assembly